CGGAAGUGGUUGAACAGUGAAACGUCAACAGCUUCAGCAGCACUCCGAAGUUAGUUUCAAACUGUCAGGAAAGUCGACAUAUAACACAGUAAUCGACCAUUAGAGCAUGUUAAAGAGCUUAUUAUAAGUUAAUUGACAAACAGUUUAAAGUAUGUUUCGGAAAUGGGGAGCCUGGCUCGGGAUAGAAAACGAAAAUGGCCCCGUUAAAGAAGAAGACGACUCUGUUGUUGAUGUUAAUGAAGACGAGAAUCAGGACAUAAACAAACCGACUGUUGUGACUGCAGAAAGUGAGCCGAUAAGUGCUGGUAAAGAAGGUGAUGAACAGCCUCAGCUUCUCCAGAAAGCUAAAGGCUUCAGUGGUUACAUUUAUAAUUUCGCCAGCAGUGCCUCAAAGAAACUGUCCGAGUCCGUCGUCGAAACAGCACAAACCCUGAAGAAAAGUGUGGAGGAGGGAAAGAUCAAUGGAAUUAUUGAUAAGACCAUUCUGGGUGAAUUCCAGAAAGAACAGGAAAAAUUUGUUCAGGAGAAAAAAUCUAAAACAUCUAGUGCUGCUGUGCCACCAUGGGUUGGUUAUAAUGAAGAGGACACCAUACAGCAGCAGAUUUUGGCUCUCUCAGCUGACAAAAGGAAUUUUUUGCGAGAUCCUCCCGCUGGGGUGCAAUUUCACUUUGACUUUGAGCAAAUGUAUCCAGUCGCCAUGGUGAUGUUGGAAGAAGACGAGCUCCUUCGGAAGAUGCGCUUCCAUCUGGUCCCCAAACAGGUGAAAGAAGAAGUCUUCUGGAAGAAUUACUUCUACCGUGUGUCCUUGAUAAAACAGUCAGCUCAGCUCACAGCUCUCGCAGCACAACAGGCGGCUGAGAAGAGAGACGGGGAGAAAACUGGCACCGCUCCCGACACUGUUCAUCAAAAGGAUGUAGUUAAACGGAAAACUCCUGCUGUCUGCAGCACCAAACCAAAGUCCAGGGAGGAAGACGAGGAGAUCUCCACCAGCCCGCCUGUGUCUGAAUUCGUGAGUGAUGCUUUUGACUCGUGCAAGAUAAAUGAGGACGACCUACGCAAAGAGAUGGAACAGCUGGUGCUGGACAAGAAGGGACAAAAAAGCACUCAUCAGGAGGAGACUCCUGACUGGGAGAGAGAGCUGCAGGAGGAGCUUCAGGAGUACGACGUGUUGGCUGAUAAUGAGAACCGUGAUGACAACUGGGACAGGGAGAUUGAAGAGAUGCUAAUGGAGGACAGUAAGAGCACUUAGACGAGCUCCACCAGCCUUAAGUGUGUGAAGGACACAUUUUAAGGUCAGAAACAGCUCAUGAUUACAGAUUUAAUGCUCCCAGCGGGAUGAUUCAUCGCUGUAUCUGUCCUCUAAGAACUCUCAAGAUGCAGAAACACCACUGAACGUCUAACAGUUCACUGUACUAUUUCUGUGGCCUGAAAGUUUUAUGAAUAAAUAUUUAGUAUUGUAAAGAAGAGAUACUGUCCCACAUCUCAAGUUCAUAAUGUGAUACUGAGGUACACCUCCACAGAGGGCUGAAACUUUGCCUCAGACUUGGCCUCGGGAACUAAAGCGAGACUAUGAAACACAGUAAUGACAGUGGCCAUUGUUGACUCGAGUGGUAAUUACAGGAUAAUGGUAAAUGUAGAGUAGAGAGGAGUCACAAUAUCAGCAUACUGACUCAGCGGUGUCUCUUGCACAGUAAUAUCUGCCUGAAGUUUGCUUCCAGUAGCUAACAUUAGCCACCAUAAGCUAAUGGUCAAACUAGAUUUGAGUACCAAGCUGUAGCACCAAAACCAGUGAGUUUAUUGAAACUGUCCAUUUGUUAAUUGAAUAUAAACCGGACCUGUUAUGCUCAUGUUCACGUUCAUACUUGUCUUUUGGGUUUCUACUAAAACGUGUUUACUAGAGGUGGGGGAAAAUCUAUAUAGCAUAGUAUCGUGAUACUUUUGUGUGGCAAUAUCAUAUUGUCACAUAGUGCCAAGAAUCAAUUUUUUUAUUAUAUAGAUUAUUAAUAUUACAAAUACAACUUAAAAUGUAGGUAUCCUGCUAGAAUAACAUAAUCAGCUGCUGAUCAUGCUUUGUCACUUCACUACAUACAUGUUGCUGC
Epinephelus moara (kelp grouper) is the source of this 2099-nucleotide messenger RNA. RefSeq names its product synapse-associated protein 1-like. Gene Ontology annotation, cellular component: synapse; cytoplasm. The record is from RefSeq and is a predicted model, not a curated record. The coding region runs from base 152 to 1249 and encodes 365 amino acids. The transcript has 9 exons. NCBI's taxonomy places the organism in Eukaryota, Metazoa, Chordata, Actinopteri, Perciformes, Serranidae.